Molecule: messenger RNA, 306 nt
Organism: Sphaeroforma arctica JP610
Lineage: Eukaryota; Ichthyosporea; Ichthyophonida
Exons: 1
Source: RefSeq, a predicted model, not a curated record
GUGUUUGUGCAGAAUAUGAAAGAGUCCUUCUUCCGCUCACAGCGCAAGUCCACCGAUAACGCUCUACAGCCUGCCGAUGGGGGCAGCUCCGGCAGUGUUAACGUAAACAGCGCAGCCAGUAAGAGUACCAACACUCCCAAGGGGGGUGCCAAAUCCCCUCGAGGUGCUGUUAAAAUUGGGCCAAGUAGUGACAAAAACACGCCGCGCACUCGCAAUAUGGCCAUGUCGAGCAUGAAGAAUAUUUUGUUCAAAUCAGGCUCGCCCAUUGUUGGUCGAAAGCGGGCGUUAACACUCACUAACAGGUAA